UUACUGGAUGUAGCCGAUCAAGGAGUGGGGUUGGUACCGGAAGGCUAUUUAUCCGAUGGUUACGAAGAUCCAUUGGUCAGUAGUCAUUAAAGGAUCGCUGCAAACAACAGCUUGGAAAGAUGUCCGUCGAUCAGAGAUUCGAAGCAGCGGUAGAGACUUUGAAGUCUUUCACCAAACGACCUUCUGACACAGAAUUUUUGGAACUCUAUGGAUUGUACAAACAAAUAACGGAGGGCAAUAUCAACAAGCCUAGACCUGGCAUGAUGGAUUUGAAGGCAAAAGCGAAGUGGGACUCGUGGAAAUCGAGGGAGGGUAUGUCAAAAGACGCCGCGAAAGAAGCAUACGCUAAACACAUUGACACGUUAUCGGCCAAGUAUAAAUAAGACGUACAAUUGUUCUGUUGAUGGUAACAAAGAGGGAAGGGAAACGUUUGGAACGAAAAGUUAAGAGAAAAAAAAAAACAUGUAAUAAACCUCUACGAAUGAGAAAUGUGUGUUGCGUUUUGAUUACAAAAUGUAAUCGCAUACUUGACGUAAACUACCUAUAUGAGACUUAUCUCGUGCCAGAAACUGUUUAAAAUAAAAAAAACUUUUACAUUUGUUUUCCAAUCAACACACAGGGUGAUCCGCUUGCUAUCGUACGUUCACGACAAGUUGGUGAGCCAAGGACACGGUUCUCACUCUGUUCCACCUCUCCUGACACCAUGUGCUGUGUUGUCAUUGGCUGCGGCCAGUGACAAGAGACGACGGCGAGCAUACCGGGACAGAGUGAGACGAAUUGAUUUCACAGCAUUGGCGUGGCUAAUCAUUCUCGGGUUUUCGUUAUCUUUGUAAGUGUUUAUACGACUGUAAUAGUCGGCACUUUGAUUAGGAGGCUACGCCGAUGUUGUAAAGUCGUCAUUCUGUUUCAUUCUGUCUCGGUAUGUUGGCGGUCGUCCUUUGUCACUGGCCAUAGCCAAUAACGACGUAGCACAUGGUAGCAGGAGAGGGGGACAGAGUGAGAAAGAAAAUGAGUUUGCCUCGCCAACUUGUCAACGCACGAUAGUAUACACGGUGUCCCAAAAAUGUUGUAACACAUUGAAAGGGUUGGUUCGGGAGGUGAUUUGAAACAACUUUUUCGUUAGCGAAAAUGUUGUCCGAGGCUUCGUUGAGGAGAUAUUAAGAGAAAACACCGACCAAUCAGAGUGCGCGUAUACCGGUGGA
Hylaeus anthracinus is the source of this 1202-nucleotide messenger RNA. RefSeq names its product acyl-CoA-binding protein homolog. The record is from RefSeq and is a predicted model, not a curated record. The coding region runs from base 120 to 383 and encodes 87 amino acids. The transcript is spliced from 3 exons. NCBI's taxonomy places the organism in Eukaryota, Metazoa, Arthropoda, Insecta, Hymenoptera, Colletidae. Gene Ontology annotation, molecular function: long-chain fatty acyl-CoA binding. Gene Ontology annotation, biological process: fatty acid metabolic process.